This is a messenger RNA of Metarhizium acridum CQMa 102, 1806 nucleotides long. NCBI's taxonomy places the organism in Eukaryota, Fungi, Ascomycota, Sordariomycetes, Hypocreales, Clavicipitaceae. The record is from RefSeq and is a predicted model, not a curated record.
AUGGGCCAUCUAUUAUUCAAUCUUCCGAGUCUCACCGUCAGUUCCACACAAACAGACUCUCCCUCACUGCGCCGCGACGCCACGAGAAGGGCCGCACCAUUUGUCUUUGUUUCGCAGCACCUAGCACCCAAGAACAUGAGUGAUGAUGACUUGCACACGCCACCGAGGCCAAAGCUACCAUGGCAGCAGUUGACGAUUUUAGCUGUUGCAAGAUUUGCUGAACCCAUCGCCACAACAUCUAUAUAUCCAUACCUUCCUCAGAUGGUCCGCGACUUCGGCGUGGAGGAAACAGAAGUCGCAAAAUGGGCCGGCCUUACGUCCGCCGUUUUCUCAGUCUUCCAGAGUUUCGCUGCGGUGCCUUGGGGGAAAAUAGCAGACUCAUGGGGCAGGAAACCAAGUCUGAUCACUGGCUUGGUUUGCACCAUGGCCUGCUUUAUUGUAUGGGGAGUGUCGACCAGCCUACCCAUGGCCAUUACCGUGCGUGCCAUCCAGGGAGCAAGUAAUGGAAAUGUUGGAAUUAUUCGAACCAUGGUGGCGGAACUUGUGCCCGAGAAAGAGCUCCAGCCAAGAGCAUUCUCCAUCAUGCCCCUUGUCUGGUCAUUGGGCUCAGUUGUCGGUCCAGCAUUUGGCGGGUUCUUUGCAGACCCUGCCAAACAGUAUCCUUCAGUGUUUGGGGGUGUGUGGUUCUUUGAGAAAUUUCCAUAUGCUCUUCCCAACUUGAUUGCUACCGUCUUCUUCCUCAUAUCUGUCACUAGCGCGACGCUUUUUCUCAAGGAAACACUUACUGCGAAACGAGAUGAGCGAGACUGGGGGCUGUUAUUCGGCAAGCGUCUUGGCCGAGCAUUGAAGUGGAACAGGAGACGGGACAGGAGACGUAGAUCCUUUGUAGACGGCGAGGCAACCGCCCCUCUCGUCCCCAACCAAAUUCGGCACAAGAAAGGACACGACUCGUCAACCCCAGGAUCCCUGGAGAUCUUUACGCAGCAAAGCAGUCUUAUUACGCUGGCAUACUUCUUCCUUGCCUUCCACUCUGUCGCCUAUGAUCAAAACGUCACAGUCUUUUUAAACUACCCUGUCAAGGAGCACACUCCGGAAAAUACACGACUCCCCUUCUACUUCAAUGGCGGAUUUGGCCUGGAGUCGGGGAGGAUUGGGACCAUCUUCAUGCUAUAUGGCAUCACAUGUGGUCUUGUCCAGUUUAUUCUCUUUUCUCCCAUGGUCACCCGAUGGGGUGUUCUGAACUGCUACAAAGCCUGCUUAGUAGGUGUCAUCAUGCCAAUGGUCUACAUCCUCACGCCCUAUACAUCCUUAUUCCCAACCUCCGAAACGCGACUUAUGGGCCUUGCCUUUGUCCUCAUGCUCAAAGCCUUUUCGAUCAUCGUUGCUUUCCCCGCCGUCACCAUUCUGCUUACUAAUUCGGCCAAAUCGUUGAGAAUCUUGGGUACUUUGAAUGGCUUCGUCACCAUGUUUAGUGGCUUCGGCAGAGCUCUAGGCCCUGCUAGCACUGGGCUGGCUUUCACUUGGGGUGCAAAGCAUGGAUACGUUGUCACGGCAUACUUCUUCCUGGCGGUCAUGGCUGUUCUAGGAGCCAUUCCCGUCUUCUGGGUUGUAGAGGGUAACGGCCCGACCGCAUCCGUUGAAAACAGCGAUACUGAAGAUAAUGGAACUCCCGUUAGCAGCCGCAUUCUUGUGGAUGAAUCUGCGAUUGACGACUCUGACGUCGAAUCCCAUGAAUCGGAACCCUUGCUUGGAAACUCUAAAAAAGGAGCACCCUAUGGAGCUGCAAAGACUAGACUCCAAAACUAA